Messenger RNA from Neurospora tetraspora, 2959 nucleotides. RefSeq names its product P-loop containing nucleoside triphosphate hydrolase protein. Gene Ontology annotation, biological process: ribosome biogenesis. Gene Ontology annotation, cellular component: nucleus. The coding region runs from base 75 to 2522 and encodes 815 amino acids. Lineage: Eukaryota; Fungi; Ascomycota; Sordariomycetes; Sordariales; Sordariaceae. Gene Ontology annotation, molecular function: nucleic acid binding; ATP binding. The record is from RefSeq and is a predicted model, not a curated record. The transcript has a single exon.
UCGUCUUCCAUACAUUGCCAAUUGAUCUUUGCCAGCACCACCACACCUCUUUUUUUGCAGAAAAAUCAGUCAAAAUGGCGGAAGACGGUGAUAUGUUCCUCAACUUCGAGAUCGGAGAUGCUCCGAUCAAGCAGACAGUCAAGUACACAGGUGGUCGUUGGAGGGACAGAGUCAAGGCGCAAAAGGGCGAGAAGGGUGGACAAGACCAGACAAAAGAGGCAUCGACAGGGCGACGAGAUACCGGCGCCGACUACUACACGAACAGAAGCGCGAAACGUCAACGGACAGAAGAUGGCGACUCCGGCAGAUUCUCCAAGACCCCACGAACAGGCAAUCCCGCCGAGAGAGGCCCGGCGCCGCCGCCGACACAUGCCAUGAAAACCGGCCUCGUAUCCUCGCGACUGUUUACUUCGAAUCCCGUUCCAGUAACCGACUUCGAGGAGCUUCCCCAAGCCGAAGAGGCCGAGCCUGCACAACCUUCGAACGCUCCCCUAACUGCCGAAGCAGAAAACUUCCUCUCAUUGGGUCUCUCCCGACGUGUAUCCCAGCACCUGGCGACGAAGCUUGAGAUGAAGGCCCCGACAGCCAUCCAGAAGAACACGAUACCACAGUUAAUCAAGGAGGACAGCGAUGCCUUCCUACAAGCCGAGACGGGUUCCGGAAAGACGCUAGCAUACCUCCUCCCCAUCGUCCACAGGAUAUUGGCCCUCAGCCACAACGAGGACGGUACCCCGAAGGCCACCAAGAUGAACCGCAACUCAGGGCUCUUCGCCAUCAUCCUUGCUCCCACCCGCGAACUUUGCAAGCAGAUUUCUGUUGUGCUCGAGAAGGUGUUGCGCUGCGCCCCUUGGCUGGUGUGCACUACGGUAAUAGGUGGUGAGAGCAAAAAGUCCGAGAAGGCGCGCAUCAGAAAGGGUGUCAACAUCCUGAUUGCUACUCCCGGUCGCUUGACAGAUCAUCUCGACAACACAAAGGUUCUCGAAGUUGGUACGGUCCGUUGGUUGGUUCUGGAUGAAGGUGAUCGCAUGAUGGAAAUGGGAUUCGAGGACGAUAUCAAGACCAUUGUCGGCAAAAUCAGGGCUGGCACACUACAGAAGAAGAACGCCGAGGGCGUGGUUCUGGAUGGUGUUCUCCCUUCGAGGAGAGUCACGGUUCUUUGCUCGGCUACCAUGAAGAUGAACGUGCAGAAGCUGGGCGAGAUCAGUUUGGAGGAUGCUGUUCAUAUCACAGCGUCCAAGAGCGAUAUGGAGAAGGAUGCGGAGACCGGUGCCGUUGAGACGGCGUUCUCUGCGCCCGCCCAGUUGAAGCAGGCCGCUAUCAUUACACCCGCCAAGUUGCGCUUGGUCACGCUCAUUGCGUUGCUCAAGUCAACUUUUGCCAGGAAGGGCUCGGUCAUGAAGGCGAUCAUCUUCAUCUCGUGUGCCGACUCGGUCGACUACCACUUCGAGCUACUCAAGUCUACCGCACCGCGCGCUGAGCCCGAACCCAAGCCCGAAGGCGAAGCUCCCACCAAGCCGAAUAUCCACAUCGAGACGACCGUCGGGCCAGCAACAUACAUCACCUCCCCAGCCAACCCCACGGUGAUGCUACACAAGCUCCACGGUUCGCUCGCCCAACCUGUCCGUAGCGCCACCCUCAAGGCCUUCAGCGAGUGCAAGGACCCCGCGGUUCUCAUCACCACCGAUAUUUCCUCUCGUGGUCUCGAUGUACCGGCCGUCGAACUCGUUAUCGAAUACGACCCGGCCUUUGCCGUGCCCGACCACGUCCAUCGUAUCGGUCGUACCGCGCGUGCCGGUCGCGCCGGUAAAGCCGUUCUCUUCCUCCUCCCCGGUUCCGAAGAAGGCUACAUCUCGAUCCUGCCCAAGUCGACUCCUAUCGCGCCCCAGCUCUACGACUCGAUCCUGCAAAAGGGCUUCGCCACGACCAUCAACGUCCCCGGUACCGAGUCCGGCGUUCUCGAAACCGACCGUCAAUCCUGGGCCUCCCGCGCCGAAGCUCUCCAACUACACUUCGAACAGCGUCUCCUCGCUCCUCUCCCCGGCGCCACGCCCGUCUUCGAAUCCAAAAGCGAGAAAUUCGCCGCCUCCAAACAAGGCAAGAAGGGCAAGAAGGACGCCAAAAAGGACGAGAACAAAACACCCGACAACCCCCUCCUCGUCUCCGCCCGCCAGGCCUUCCGCUCGCACAUCCGCGCCUACGCCACGCACGUCCGCGAGGAGCGCGUCUACUUUGACAUUACCGCGCUACACCUCGGUCACAUGGCCAAGGCGUUCGGUUUGCGUGAGGCGCCUGGUGGAAUUGGCGGUGGUGUGUCGAGACGGACGCACAGGCCGGUGCAGCCGGGUGAUAAGACGAAUAAGACGAGCAAGUCUGUGGGUGAUGGUACCACCACCAGGAGGCCGAAGAAGGAUGAUGAUGAUGAGAGGGACUUUGGUGCAGCGGAUGAGGAUGCGGGGAGGAGGAUGAGGGAGAAGAUGAAGAUGAUGAUGGGGAAUAUGGCUAGUGAGUUUAACUUGGGUUAAGCAAGCAUUGUUUGGCAUGGGAUUGGAAGAAAAGAAGUGGAGGGCCGUGAAAGGGACCGGCCAGGCUGGAUUCGAGAGAAUGGAUGGAAUGGAACGAAGUGCAUUAUCAGUCAGAGUAAGGUACUAGGAACAUAUACCCCAGGAGAAGAGUGUGGUUGUGGAUGUGGGAAUGGGAAUGCAAUAAAAGCUGGAUAUUUUCCUUUGUUCAACAUACGGGGGUUACAACCGGUUGGUGAUAUUUUUUGUUUGUUCCGCCCGCUGACAACGACUUGGCAGCUGGCAAGGAGCAGCUUGUUUGUUUGUUGGUGAUGGUGCUCGUUGUGUUUUGGGUUCGCAUGAAUGUUUGAUGAAAGACACAAGGUCAUUCCAAGCUUAUAAGUGGACAUUCUGCACCGCCAAUCACACAAAAAAGCCCGCGUGGCGCAAUUGGUUAGCGC